AUGAAGAUUAUUUAUGUGAAUCCAGAAGGAAAAUAUCGCUCAAGCACUUUGGAAACAAAAUAUGAUAAAUCUGAUUUCACAGAACAGCUUAGUUCUUCUGCUGUGGAAUUAGAAAUCAGUACUAGUCCUGAUGGAAAACUGAUGGCAUCUGGAGAUCGUGGUGGAAAUCUAAGAGUACAUGAUCUUAAUACUUUUAAAAAGAUUACAUAUCAGGAAGCACCUGAUGCAGAGAUCUUGACAAUUGAAUUUACUUACAGACGAAUGCCUGGUGAUCGUGACAGAAUCUUACACGUUUUUGAUGUUAAUAAUAGUUUUCAAUUGAUUCAAACUUUGGAUGACUAUUCUUCGUCUAUAACUGCUAUAAAGUUCAUUAAUAAUGGUGCCACAGUAUCAGGAGAGUGUAGACUAAAUGUUUAUCAUAUUGAUAUGGGUAAAAAUAUGCAUUCAUACAAAUCUGAUACAACCGAAGAGGUUAAUACUGCAGAUCAAGAAAGCUUAUUUAGAAUUUCUUUAAAUCCUGACAGUGUACAUGCUGUGACUGGCGAGUUCCAUGAUAUGUUGAUCCUGUCUGUAGGGUUAAAUCCAUACCCAAAGGAUGUGGUUUUG
Molecule: messenger RNA, 606 nt
Organism: Dentiscutata erythropus
Lineage: Eukaryota; Fungi; Glomeromycota; Glomeromycetes; Diversisporales; Gigasporaceae
Source: the annotation of a GenBank genome assembly